This is a messenger RNA of Stegostoma tigrinum, 3810 nucleotides long. Its product is annotated as SHC-transforming protein 3. The transcript is spliced from 12 exons. Bases 239 to 2179 code for a protein of 646 amino acids. Gene Ontology annotation, biological process: intracellular signal transduction; cell surface receptor protein tyrosine kinase signaling pathway. Gene Ontology annotation, cellular component: plasma membrane. Gene Ontology annotation, molecular function: receptor tyrosine kinase binding. The record is from RefSeq and is a predicted model, not a curated record. Lineage: Eukaryota; Metazoa; Chordata; Chondrichthyes; Orectolobiformes; Stegostomatidae.
CUUUUGCUGCGAGCAGCUUGGCAGCUCGAAGCAGGACGGUGAUCUCUGUCUUAGCAAAGUACUUCUAGACCAGGCCCUUACUUCUAUACUUCGGGUCAUAUUUAUUUCUGUGGUAUUCAUAUGCCUGGAUUUAUCACGUUACCUUUGGUGUUAUGAGAGUUCUGCUAUGGUAGAACAAGCGCUUGCUAAGUUUGCAUCAGAUCUGGAUGUACAUAUGCAGAAAAGCAGAUAGAAGGGCAUGCUUCACCGUACAAAGUAUAACCGUUUUAGGAAUGAUUCAGUGACAUCAUUCGAUGAGCUUAUACACAACUUAUCAAUGAGCGGCAAAGGCACGACUGUUACAACGACGACAACGACAUCCGAAGGGCCUUCGUAUCCAACCUCAUCAGAGGUGCUCAGCAAGAAUCAGGAAGAUGGGCCUACCACACUCUGCACCUUCAUCCAAAAGAUGUCCCAUAUGAAAUUUGCUAACACAGGCAGCCUGUUGGGCAUCAAAAAUUUAUCCUCUGCAGUAAAAGACCUUGCAGUUUCUAAACUGCAAGGGAGUUCAAGCACUCCUAGUUCAGUUACAACAGCAGUAGAUAUAUGUAACCCUAUCUCUACCACUCCGUGUUCCCAGCAGGACGUGAACAAGAUGAGCACAGACAAGAAGACCAAGGUAGAAGACGUUCACCAGGGUGGAGAUGACUGGAACCAUAGUGGCAAUUUUGUCAAUAGAUCCUCACGAGGAUGGUUGCACUCUAACGAGAAGAUCUUGGGACCUGGUGUGACGUAUGUCGUGAAGUACCUGGGCUGUAUUGAGGUGUUACGGUCUAUGCGUUCCCUUGAUUUUGGCACAAGGACACAGAUUACAAGAGAAGCUAUCAGUAGAGUGUGUGAAGCUGUACCAGGCACAAAAGGAGCUUUUCGAAAGAGAAAGCCACCAAGUAAAGCAUUGUCUAGUGUACUUGGUAAGAGCAACCUACAGUUUGCUGGAAUGAACAUCACUCUGAAUAUUUCAACCAGCAGCCUCAAUCUAAUGACGCCUGACACUAAGCAGAUUAUAGCAAAUCAUCAUAUGCAGUCCAUUUCCUUUGCAUCUGGUGGUGAUCCGGACACCACAGACUAUGUUGCAUAUGUGGCAAAGGACCCAGUGAAUCAUCGAGCGUGUCAUAUAUUGGAAUGCUGCGGUGGGCUGGCUCAAGAUGUUAUCAGUACGAUUGGCCAAGCUUUUGAACUUCGUUUCAAGCAAUAUCUACAGUGUCCUACUAUGAUAUCUAGUGUUCAUAACAGAAUGCCAAAUUCAGAAGAAUCAACAUGGGCUGGAGAAGUUGAAGAGGUAACAGAGCAUCCUUAUUAUAACAGUAUUCCAGGGAAAAUCCCUCCUCCUGGUGGGUUUAUUGAUGUCCGACUUAGAGAAACUCAUCAGCUAGGGUUGAAUCAGAUUCUGCCUGAACAUUGUUUUGAUGUUAAUCAGCCAGUGUUAGCCAUAGGACAAGAUCAAAGCUACUAUCAAGGGCCGGACCUGGGCGAGAACCACAGUGAAGACUGGAGACGGGCGUUCUGCAAAUAUGGAUCCUCUACUGAUUUAUGCGUUCGAUCGGAGGUGAGACCUUCAUUAUCCAUAGAUGGAGAAGUACCAACAUAUGUCAACACUCAACAUCUAGAUCUCCAGGCUGUAGCGACAUUGCAAGUACAUCCCAGCACUAACACAGGAACCAAUGAAUUGACAAAUAAUAAUGAAAACCUAUCAAAAAAAGAUGUCUUUGAUAUGAAACCAUUUGAAGAUGCUUUGAAACUUCAAGCAGAUGGGCAGUUUUCAAACAAACCUUUAUCUCUUCCAUCUGACAGUCCUCAUUUAUCUAAGACAACCACAGCAACAGUGAAGGAAUGCCUUGAGGAGGAGCCAUGGUAUCAUGGGGAAAUGAGCAGAAAGGAUGCAGAACAGCUCCUGGCAACUGAUGGUGACUUUCUGGUUAGAAAAAGUACAACCAACCCUGGAUCCUAUGUAUUAACAGGCAUGCAUAAUGGUCAGGCAAAACAUCUCCUCCUUGUAGACCCGGAAGGAAUUGUUCGAACAAAAGAUCAUGUAUUUGAAAGCAUUAGCCAUCUUAUCUACCAUCACCGUGACAGCAAUUUGCCUAUAGUCUCUGCUGGAAGUGAACUGUGUCUGAAGCAAUCAGUUGAGAAAAAGCAGUGAUUGCCAGAACUUGUCGUGUGAUUUUAACAACCUGAUGGAAAUUGUUACUCCAUCAUGUAUUGUUUAGUGGAAACAGAGAGAAGAAAUUUCUGAAUUUUGAGAACUGUCUGAUUUAUGUGAAUUGGAAUUGUGUGGAUCAAAGCAAGCAGGGGUUUUAUUUGAAUAUCUAAAGCAAAAGAUUGAGUUGUGAAAAAGGUGUUGUGAAAGUGUUUUAUGCUCUGUGUUUCAAGUUGAAUCAUUAUAUUUCUAAGAGAUAUUGAAUCAUUUACUAUGGUAUAGAUGAAAUGCAGAUAUCUAGCACAUCUGAUGCAGAAAUUAUAUUUUAUGUUCUUCUCAAUGUCUUCAUCUGGAACGUUUUACUACAGAAGCACAAUAUUUAAAAGGAAGAUAUUUAAUCAAAAUUACUUUAAUUGCAGCUACUAUUUUAAGGAAUGACAGUCUUUUAGAAAAAGAAUCAAAAUCUUCAAAUACCUAACUGGUGAUAAACCUGAGAUUGAUGUUGUCGUUUAUUUUGUUUUUGAAGAUUUAAAGGAAACUUUACUGACAGUGUGUUUUAUGACUGUGUUGUUUUUAUCUGAGAAAUUAAGAACAUGAGAACUAUAAUGAUAGAGUGCUAUUGCUAAGUGGUUAUUACAUAGGAACUUCACUUUGAAUGUUUUUCAUUUACUUGCAGACCAUUUUAACUCUUGAGUACAAAGUGCUUUUGCACAUGGAUAUAUAAUUGAUAUUGGUAUGAAAUGAACACUGUACAUUUUAAAUACAGCUGAUGAAAGUAAUGGCAUAUUAAACAUUUAUUGAUAAGCAGAUUUAUCUGGCUUAUUGUGUGGUUGGAUUUAGAGAAAUUGCUUAUUGCGCACAUUGAAAUCAAUCAGAAUCAACCACAAUAUGGUACAAUUAAGUUACUUAAAACAAUUCUUGAAUUUGUAUAAUUAUUUCAUUCUCUGAAUUGAAUGAAUGUUACAGUUUUCUCAUUGUUGUAAAUUGUAAGUACCAGAGCAUUUUGAUGUAAUAAACAUACAAGACAAUUUUCAAGAUAUUUGCUUAGCAGCAAGUCCUAUUUAGCUUAUUGAAAGCUUACAUAAAACACGCACAAAGCCUGCAAUAGAUUAGUUCUUUGUUGAAAUCAAUUGGUAAACCAGCAGUUGUUAUUGGUUGGGACAGCUUUCCUCACUAUAUUACUGUACCAAAUCCAUCGCUACCAAUCAUUGACACUUUGAUAAGUGUAGUAGAAGUCAAUAAAUGUAUUGGCUAUUUUGAAAUACUAUACUUCAUUGAAAAUUAUGAUCAAGCUUAGCACAAACAUGAAAUCAAUGCCCAGCAUCUGGCAUUGUUGUCUUCUUAUUUAACUCUUAAAAUUCUAGUGUUUUGCUUCUUUCAGAGUUCAUCGUUAUUCAGUGCAGUGAGGGUCAGUGCAACACUUUUAAAACAAAAUAGUUGCUGAAUUUAGGAGAAUUAAUUUUACAAGUUCUGCCAGGCAACACUGAAUCUCUAGCUCUGCUACAAAAACGUGCCUUUUGAUCAAAUAGUUGUGCGUAUCUCAGAGGCUGCUGUUUUGAAUACAAAUAAAUUGCAACAUUUUUAUCAUAAACUGUUUACAUUUGUAUUUGUUAUUUUUUAAAAACUGUAUGACU